Platichthys flesus (European flounder) is the source of this 7595-nucleotide messenger RNA. RefSeq names its product slit homolog 1 protein-like. Gene Ontology annotation, molecular function: calcium ion binding; Roundabout binding; heparin binding. Gene Ontology annotation, biological process: axon guidance; negative chemotaxis. NCBI's taxonomy places the organism in Eukaryota, Metazoa, Chordata, Actinopteri, Pleuronectiformes, Pleuronectidae. Bases 190 to 4938 code for a protein of 1582 amino acids. The transcript has 38 exons. The record is from RefSeq and is a predicted model, not a curated record.
UGGGAUCAAGUGGCAGCCGUUCAGUCCCAGCUCAACUUCACCUGGCUGCUCGUCUCUCUCUCUCUCCGUCUCUGGAAGCCUCUCACUCGUUCCUCUUCUGGCUUUUGUUCCUCCACUUCUCCCUCUUCAAGGUGCUGCUGGUGGUGGUCACUCAUCCCACGACCAGUGUCUGCAGUGUGGUGCCGCAGGAUGCCUGCUGGGAGAGGAGGGGAUGGAGCCGGGUCAGGACUGGGCCGGGGGACGCCGGCGGCGGUGGCCCCUGGUCGGGCUCCUGGCCCCGGGCUGUGGAGGAUGGUGCUGUUGGGUGUUGUGGUGCUGCUGGCCGGUGGAGGAUGUGCGGAGGCGUGCCCGGCUCUGUGCAGCUGCCUGGGGAACACGGUGGACUGCCACGGCCUGGGGAUCCACUCCGUGCCCAAGAACAUCCCCCGAGGGACCGAGAGGCUGGAUCUGAACGGAAACAACCUGACAGUCAUCACCAAGACGGACUUCUCUGGCCUCAAACACCUCCGAGUUCUACAUCUGAUGGAAAACCAGAUCAGUAACGUCGAGAGGGGAGCGUUCGACGAGCUGAGGGAGCUGGAAAGACUUCGUCUCAACAAGAAUCAUCUCAGUCAGUUUCCAGAGCUGCUGUUCCAGAAGAACGAAGCUCUGUCUCGACUGGACCUGAGUGAAAAUGGCAUCCAGGCCGUCCCGAGGAGAGCCUUCAGAGGGGCCACGGACCUGAAGAACCUCCAGUUGGAUAAAAACCACAUCAGCUGCAUCGAGGAGGGAGCGUUCAGAGCUCUGCGAUCUCUGGAGGUUCUCACGCUGAACAACAACAACAUCAGCACCAUACCAGUCUCCAGUUUCAACCACAUGCCAAAGCUCCGCACCUUUCGUCUCCACUCCAACUCUCUGCGGUGCGACUGCCACCUGGCCUGGUUGUCUCCUUGGCUGCGGCAGCGGCCGGCGUUAGGCCUCUACACCCAGUGCAGCUCCCCCCCCACGCUGAGGGGCCUCAACCUGGCUGAGCUGCGCAAGAGUGACUUCGCCUGCUCGGGCCACGGCGGCAGCGCCUUUGUCCAGCCGUGCAGUCUGGCGUCCGGCUCCUGUCCUCCCAUGUGCUCCUGCAGCAACAACAUCGUGGACUGUCGGGGGCGGGGCCUCACCGCCAUCCCCGCCCACCUCCCUGAGGCCAUGACGGAGAUUCGUCUCGAGCAGAAUGGCAUCAAGUCAGUCCCCCCCGGCGCCUUCACCUCCUACAAGAAACUCAGACGGAUAGAUCUGAGCAACAACCAGAUUUCUGAAAUCGCUCCAGAUGCUUUCCACGGCCUCCGAGCGCUCAACUCACUGGUUCUGUACGGCAACAAGAUCACGGAGCUGCCGGGCGGAGUGUUCGAUGCCCUGGCUUCACUGGAGCUGCUUUUGCUGAACGCAAAUAAGAUCCACUGCAUCCGAGCCGCUGUGUUUAAAGAUCUGGAGAAUCUGGCUCUGCUGUCGCUCUACGACAACAAGAUCCAGAGUCUGGCCAAAGGGACCUUCAGCUCCCUGCACAGCAUCCAGACCCUCCACCUGGCCCAGAACCCCUUUGUGUGUGACUGUAACGUGAAGUGGUUGGCCGACUUCCUGCGUUCGAAUCCCAUCGAGACGAGCGGCGCCCGCUGUGCCAGCCCCCGCCGCCUCGCCAACAAACGCAUCGCACAGAUCAAGAGCAACAAGUUCCGAUGCUCCGCCAAAGAGCAGUACCACAUCCCAGGCACAGAGGACAGGCGUCUGAGCUACGAGUGUAACAGUAAGCCGGUGUGUCCCGCUAAGUGUCGCUGUGAAGCCAACGUGGUCGACUGCUCCAACCUCCGUCUCACCAAGUUCCCCGAGCACCUGCCCCCGUCCACCGAAGAGCUGCGUCUCAACAACAACGACCUCUCGGUGCUGGAGGCCACCGGCGCCUUCAAGGGCCUGACGCAGCUCAAGAAAAUCAACUUGAGCAACAACAAGAUCUCGGAGAUCGAGGACGGGGCGUUUGACGGGGCGUCCUCGGCGGUGGAGCUUCACCUCACGGCCAAUCACCUGGAGUCUGUGAGAGGGAGCAUGUUCAGAGGGAUGGAGGGGCUCCGCAUGCUGAUGCUGAGGAACAACAAGAUCGGCUGUCUCCAUAACGGCAGCUUCACGGGUCUCACCAACGUCCGGCUCCUCUCGCUGUACGACAACCAGCUGAGGUCCAUCCUGCCCGGGGCCUUCGACACGCUGCCCAACCUGUCCACGCUGAACCUGCUGGCCAAUCCUUUCACCUGUGACUGCCGUCUGUCCUGGUUUGGGGCGUGGCUUCGGAGCAGGCGAAUCGUGACGGGGAAUCCUCGCUGCCAGGGCCCCGCCUUCCUCCGGGAGAUCCCCCUGCAGGACGUGGCUGCGCCCGACUUCCGCUGUGAAGAUGGCUCGGUGCUGGACGACAGCCGCUGUGUUUCGGGGCCUCAGUGUCCGACCCAGUGCACCUGCAUGGACACGGUGGUCCGCUGCAGCAACAAGCACCUGCAGGGUCUCCCCCGGGGGCUGCCACGCAACGUCACCGAGCUGUAUCUGGAUGGAAACCAGUUCACCAGUGUUCCCAAAGACUUGGCCACCUUCAAAUACCUGCAGCUCGUAGAUCUGAGCAACAAUAAAAUCAGUUCCCUGUCGGACGACUCCUUCUCCAACAUGAGCCAGCUCACCACGCUGAUCCUCAGCUACAACUCACUCCGCUGUAUCCCUCCUCUGUCGCUGAGCGGCCUGCGCUCCCUGAGGCUGCUCUCUCUCCAUGGCAACGACAUCUCGGAGCUGCAGCAGGGCAUCUUCAGCGACGUGGCCUCCUUGUCUCACCUAGCGAUCGGAGCCAACCCUCUGUACUGUGACUGCCGGCUGCUCUGGCUCUCGGACUGGGUGAAGAGCGGCUACAAGGAGCCGGGUAUCGCCCGCUGUGCCGGCCCCGGGGACAUGGAGGGCAAGCUGCUGCUCACCACGCCCGCCGACAAGUUCCAGUGUCUGGGUCCCGUGGAGGCGGCUGUUAAGGCCAAGUGCAGCCCGUGUGUGUCGUCCCCCUGCCAGAACCAGGGCGUCUGCCAAGUGCAACACACACAACCGUACACCUGCACCUGCAAGGCUGGAUUCACGGGUGAGCACUGUGAGACACCAGUGGAUGCUUGUGUCAGUAAUCCCUGCACUAACGGAGGAACCUGCCUGAGUGACGAGCAGACCAGAGGCUUCAGCUGCGCGUGUGCGUUCGGUUUCCACGCCACGUUCUGCGAGGUGAACGUGGACGACUGUCAGGACCAUGGAUGUGAGAACGGCGCCACCUGUGUGGACGGAGUGGGGAACUACACCUGCUUGUGUUCUCCUGACUACACAGGUCUGUUUUGUGAAGAAGAGGAGGGGGGGUGUGCUCCGGGGAGAAACCCCUGUCAGCAUCAGUCCACCUGCGUCAGCUCCCCCACAGGCUCCAGGUGUGUGUGUAUCCCCGGCUGGGUGGGGCCGAACUGCAGUAUAGAUUAUAACGAGUGUGUGGAUCAUCGCUGUCAGAACGGAGCUCAGUGCGUCGACCAUCUGGACGGUUACAGCUGCAUCUGUCCUCAGGGAUACAGUGGACAGUUCUGUGAGGUGGCCCUUGUCCCCCCGUCCCCGUGCCAGCUGGCUCGGUGUCAGAACGGCGCCCCCUGCCUGGAGGGGACGGGCACGGCGGAGUGUCAGUGCCCCCCCGGCUUCGAGGGUCAGAGCUGUGAGAAGCUGGUGAGCGUCAACUUCGUGGACAGAGACUCGUACGUCGAGCUUCAAGACGUCAAGAACUGGCCCCAGGCCAACAUCUCCCUGCAGGUGUCGACAGCAGAGGACAACGGCAUCCUGCUCUAUAAUGGAGACAAUGAACCAAUCGCUGUUGAGCUUCAUCAGGGUCAUGUGAGGGUCACGUAUGAUCCCGGGAACCAGCCUGCGACCACUAUUUACAGCACUGAGACGGUGAACGACGGGCUCUUCCACACCGUGGAGCUGGUGACCUUCAACCGGAUGGUGAACUUGUCCGUGGACGGAGGAGAGCCGACCACUCUGGACAGUCAGGGGCGGAGCCAGCUGGUGACGGGGGAGGCUCCUCUGUACGUGGGAGGUUUGCCGGAGCAGGCGAUGCCGGCGUCUCUGGGUCUGUCCUCUCAGACCCUCAACACGUCCAGCUUCCACGGCUGCAUCCGGAACCUGUACAUCAACCAGGAGCUGCAGGACUUCACCCGCAGCCACAUGAAGCCCGGCGUGGUGCCCGGCUGCCAGGCCUGCCGCAAGCUCCACUGCCUCCACGGCCUGUGCCGACCGGACGCCGCGCAGGGUCCUCGGUGUCACUGUCAGACAGGCUGGACGGGACAGCACUGUGACCAGCCAAUCACAGGAGCCCUCACUGGACCGGAGGUCGUCGCCACCGCAACCAGCGUCCACCCGUGUGACGGCAACAAGUGCGUGAGCGGCGUGUGCACCGAGCUGGACGCGCACACGUACCGCUGCGACUGCCAGGAGGGAUAUCGCGGCGCGCUGUGCAACCUGCAGGGGGCGCCGGCGGCGUCCUGCCAGGGGCUGCAGUGUCUGCACGGACAGUGUGAGGAGACGGAGGGGGGGCAGCGCUGCGUCUGCCAGGAAGGGUUCACCGGAGAGAGCUGUGCCACAGAGUCUCCGUGUCGUGGUGAGCCGGUGAGGGAUUUCCACCGGCUGCAGCGCGGCACCGUCCUCUGCCAGACGUCCAAAACCUUCUCCUGGGUGGAGUGUCGGGGUCGAUGCCAGGCGGGAUCCGGGCCAGGAGCCGGGCCGGGAUCCGGGCCGGGGGCCACCGGCGCCCCCUGCUGUGCUCCUCUGAGGCUGCGGCGCCGGCGGCUCCCCUUCGAGUGCGACGACGGGACCUCGUUCACACAGGACGUGGAGAAGCCUGUGGAGUGUGGCUGCAAGGAGUGUGUGUAGUGCUGUGGAUGGUGCUCACAUGCAGACACACACACACACACACUCACUCACACACACAUAACCACAAGCUGAAGAGGUACACACACUGUAGGGACUCACUGAAGACCGGAUGUUGUCGGUGGUGUUUGUUUUGUGUGUUUUUUGCGCACAGACGCAGUUUUGUAACAUAAGACAGUUCUUCCCUCCUGAGACGUCAACAAGUCAACCUCAUCAUCAACCUCAUCAUCAUCUUCCUCCUCCUCCUCCUCCUCUUCCUCGCCUGCUCCAGAGGAACCUGGGAGAUAACUACCUAACUGCAGCUCAUUACCGAUCCUCACGCCUCCGCACGCCUUCUGUGUGUGUCUCUGUGUGUGUCUCUGUGUGUGUCUCUGAAGUGCGGCAGCGCCUCCUUCCCUCAGUCGACUCGUCACAGGAACAAAGACACGAGUCUGAAGCUCCUUCCUUUGUGAACUGGAACAUCUGGCGUCCACACGUUAAAACACAGAAGACUGGAAACGCCGCUGAUCUCGUUUCAGUUUGGACGAUCAGAAACUGAGGAGUUUGGAAACGAUGACAUAGACACUAACAGUUCACUUCUGAAUUCCACAAUGACACAACUGUUUCCAUGAGCAGGAGAACAGAUGUGAACGGAUAUUUCAAUUUAUACUGACACAGAAAGCUUGUGUGCACAGAGAUGCUUUUAGUUUGAAAACGCUGUUAGAUGCUGGUGAGUUCACAUAUUAGAACUGGAGUGAAGCUCCCUCACCGUCCCUCAGUGACCUCACGCUGCCGGGGUCGGGCUCUGAGUGGUGAUUGAAGCAGAUCAGUGGCGGUGGCGUCCGGGGCGUUUAUGUUCUGACCUCACAACAACCCUCAGCACGCCGCCGGUCCAUCACAGCGCUGACCUUCCAGAAGCAUCCGUCCAUUCCACUCGUCCUUUUGGAGGGUCACAGUGUAGGGGGGGAGGGGAGGGGGCGGGGCCCGGAAGUGACAACCAGGAAGUGAAAAGACCUCAGUCUCACUUCGGCCUCGUAACAUCUGGUGAAACGUUGAUUUGAGAAAUUAGAGAAACUGGAAGCAGCAGAAACAGUCAUGUUAAUAUUUUAUUGUCUAAUUUCUAUUAUUUUGAAGGGAAUCAUAUCAUAUUCGACCCGGAUGUGACCAACGGUAAACGUCCAAGUCGACCACACGUGUCCUCGUCCACUCGAGAGACGAGUCCUCAGAGUCAGUUUCCUUCUUUCUUCUCAUUCAACUCAGUUUCUGACACAAAGACUCCGGUGAUCGUGAGGAGCUGAAGAAACUAAACUUCUUCUAUUAUCUCUGAAUCUUCCUCUAACUGAACAAGAUGCUGCUCAUCCCUCGUUUCUUCUGCUCUUCACCUCUGAUGUGACAGUUUUCUCCCCUUUACUUAAACUUUGAAUUUUAAUUCCAUUUAAUCUGUAAAUGUUUAAACUUUACAGUGACAAAGUAUAAUUAUACUAAUAUAAUAUAUGUAAAUCACACUGAACAGGUAUUUUAAGACAAGUCUCCUCAGAGCAGAAAGUUGACGUGUGAAAAUAAGUUUGAUCACAUUUAGCAUAAAAAAGGCUGCUAAAUUAAAAACUGACUUUUCUUCACAUCAGCUGAUUCACUGCAGAUCAACACGAUCUCAUGAAUAAACUCCACUAAUGAUCUGAUGUGUUGAGCCAUCAGCGCCCCCUGCAGUUUGAAAAGAGGAUAACAAAGAUUUGUUCCACUUCCUCUAUAAUAUAAUCUGAACAAAGCCCAAAGGUCAAAGGUGACGGAGUUCACAGGGGACGGCAGCGGGGUCGUUCCCAUCGCUGCUCGCCAGACGCCCUUUCUCCCAGUUCAAACUGGUGUGUGUGUGAGUGAGGGGAGGGGUGUGUGUGUGUGUGUGAGUGUGUGUGAGUGUGAGAGCACGUUUGUUCUUGUUCUUCUAUAUUUGACAGAAAUACAGGAAUUUUACUGCUGAUGGUUUUAAAAACAUCUAAAGUCGUAGGAAAAGGUCAAAGGUUAAAUACAAUUUCAAACCGUAUUAUGUGACGCAGAGUCCUCACAAAUAUAGAUGCACACAAACUAAAUGUGUGUGUGUGUGUGAGUGUGUGUCAUUGUUAAGACGCCGUCCAUGUUAAUGAGCUUCAUCAUACGCCGAUCAGACUCCUCCUCCUCUGGUGAACAUGGGACAGAUGUAACUUUUAUAUUUGAUGACAUGUAAUUUAUACGGACGUGAAACUAAAAUAACAAGUGUGUGUGUAACGACUUUUUAACAUGUUUUUAUUUGUUGUUUUUGUCAUGAAGGCCGAGUUGUGUCACGAAUCUGAAGUAAACUAACGUAGCUUUUAACAUCCUCAUUAUUAUUAUUAUUAUUAUUAUUAUGACUAUAACUGCAGAAGGUCUACACAGUAACAGCCUAACAGAUUGUAAUAUAUUACUCUAUUGUUUUGAUUUGCUCAUAGUAUUUUUAUAUGUUGACGAUGAACCUGUCUCUGUCUCGUCUGUAGCUUCUAGAUUCAAAGUCUAUGUUUUUUUCAUUUUGCCAAAAAACCAAAACUGCAAAAAAGACAAAAAAGUUUCCGAAGCGAUUUCACGUCAUCAUUCAUGGAAAUUAAAAAAAAGAAGAAAAGAAGUAGAGUUGAUGUUGUUUCAUCCGAGUGGAGCUUCUCCUUUUUCCUAUUUAU